Perkinsus marinus ATCC 50983 is the source of this 1896-nucleotide messenger RNA. RefSeq lists its product as hypothetical. The coding region runs from base 1 to 1896 and encodes 631 amino acids. Gene Ontology annotation, molecular function: RNA binding. The transcript is spliced from 2 exons. Gene Ontology annotation, cellular component: ribonucleoprotein granule; mitochondrial matrix. Lineage: Eukaryota; Perkinsozoa; Perkinsida; Perkinsidae. Gene Ontology annotation, biological process: regulation of mitochondrial mRNA stability; mitochondrial RNA processing. The record is from RefSeq and is a predicted model, not a curated record.
AUGAGGAAAGAGGUUCUAUCGGCUGUAGCGAUGAAGAUGAUGACAGGGAGCACUGCGAAGGGCAGUUCAGCAAUAGACCUCAAAGAUUUGUCAAGGUGUCUCCACGCGGUCGCCAAGAAUGGCGAUAGCAAUGGGAUAGGGAAAUUGGUUGGCGUCAAUCUGGACUCGAGAUCGGUGUCAUAUGGGAACGCUCAGGACUGUGCUAUGGCUGCUGGGGCUCUAGCCAAGGCUGGAAGCAGCGUGGAAACUCGUCGACUUAUGGCCAAACUUGCCCGGAGGAGCGUUGAAGUCUCGGAAGACUUCACACCUCAGGGAAUUGCUAUGCUUUGUAAUGCGUAUGCCAAGGCCGGCGUUAGAGAAGGGGAAUCUCUUAUACGUUUCUUGGUGCCUAAUAUUGUCCUCAAGGCUGCUGAGUUCACUGGAGUCGACUGUGCAAUCGUAUUGAAUGCCUUCGCGCGGCUGAAAAUUAAGGAUGAGCCCGCCCUGCAGCGGCUCAGUAAGAGAGUGACGGAGCUCUUGAGAGAGAACCAUGGCGGUGGUAAUAGUCUAGGUCGAGUUGCGACACAGUCACUUAACGCCAUGGCGAAAUUGAAUUAUAUAGAUGCCGGUUUUAUACGAGCUAUACUCGUUUGGUGCGAGAAGGAGUCUACUGAUAUUGCCAGGUGGAGCCCGCAAGACAUGUCCCUUUUCUGUCAUGGUAUCGUCCGGGUCGGUGGUCGCCCCUCAAAGGAGCUCAUAUCUCGCUUGGCAGAGACGGCUUCCUCUCGAAUAAGCGAGUUUGACGGUCAGGCUAUCUGUCUGGUCUGGGGGGCACUGGCCGAUCUCGAGGUGCCUCUCUCACUCGUGCGUAACGUGUUUGAAGUUGGCUCCAGGCGUUUGGCUGAAUGUCGAAGUAAGUCAGCUAAGGACGCUGUUUAUAGUCUGCAUGCUAUGGCCAAGGUUGGUUACUAUGACUGGGCCUUCCUUGAAACAGUGGUGGUUGGGUCCUUAUCUGGUAGAAUGGGAGCUCUCGUGAAGCAUAGCCAGCUCAUUGCAAUGCUGUCGCCCGACAUCGCCACGUACUUGACUGGGGGCCAGCCCACCGAGCGGCAGAGGGUCGUGGCGGAGGAAUUCCUGGCGAACUUGGUGGAGUUGUUACAGAGCGAGCCGAGCCUUAUGGGAAAAGAUCUCACGAGUGGUCAGUUGGCGAUGUUCCUCCUUGGUUUGGCUAGAUGCAACCAUAGCAAGGCAGUGGAAUUUGCCAGCGGAGUGGUACCGUUAAUAGCGUCGAAAAUGGCACCUGUCAGCGGUGACACGAGGCCGUUGGCUGUUGUACUCACCGCGCUAGCAUUGCUUGACUUUACUCCCCAGAAGGCGCUACUAGACCUCUUGGGCAAGGCCUAUUGGGAAAGGGUGGAUUGGUUGGGAGAUUCAGUACAGCAAAUAGACCCGUGUCUCAAUGCCCUUCUACGGCUAGACUUGGUUCACCGAGCUAUGCCGCUUUGGAGAGGAUUGCUGAAGUCGCGUAUUAAUUCCGCGAUGGAUCAUAGCUCUAUUGCAGCGGGUGGUGAGAAACUUGCCAUCGCGGCUCAUGCCGUCUCAAUGGCGACCGGCGUGCUCCCGAGAGUAUUCAUGGGGGCAUUGGUGCAUCUCGAUGAGGUCGGCUGUAGGCAAGUACUCGGGGCCCUCCUCGGUUCUGGGGUUAGGAACCUCGACGCGCUGCCCUUGGCAACGCUACGAGACCUGAUCAAAGCGGAGGCUGGUACGCCUCGAUCGGGUAAUGGUAGGAUCCACUCUGAAGUUGGGACGGUAUUGGAGCUGCAGAUGGGCCUGCCAGUCGUGAGCGAGGCUGUGGUGGCCGACCUUUUCCUCGUAGACUUGCUAAUUGACGUUUCUGAUUAUGUUGAUGUUUCAUGA